This is a messenger RNA of Ananas comosus (pineapple), 7820 nucleotides long. RefSeq names its product serine/threonine-protein kinase TOR. Bases 110 to 7516 code for a protein of 2468 amino acids. Gene Ontology annotation, cellular component: TORC1 complex; nucleus; TORC2 complex. Gene Ontology annotation, biological process: negative regulation of macroautophagy; TOR signaling. The transcript has 58 exons. Gene Ontology annotation, molecular function: protein binding; protein-containing complex binding; protein serine/threonine kinase activity. The record is from RefSeq and is a predicted model, not a curated record. NCBI's taxonomy places the organism in Eukaryota, Viridiplantae, Streptophyta, Magnoliopsida, Poales, Bromeliaceae.
UCUCCUUCCUUCUCCUCUAAAACGACUAAACCACACUCUCUCCCCUCUCUUCUCCCUCGUUCUCCGCGAGCUCGUUCGCUCGCUCUCGAGAGCGCGAGCGAGCGCGGCGAUGAUGAAGGCAACAACCCACCACUUCCCCGACAUGGGGAAGAAGGCGAAAGAUCUUUUAGCGAAGGAUUAUAGCUUCGAUCAGAAGUUCAACAUCUCAGCCUACAGCGCCGCGGGAGCAGAUGUUAUUGCAUCUGCUUUAAGAAAACAUGUUGAGGAGGAAGCUCGUGAUCUUAGUGGCGAAGCCUUUUCUCGAUUCAUGGAUCAGCUGUAUGAUCAGAUCUCUAGCCUUUUAGAGAGCAACGAGGUUGCUGAUAAUUUGCUGGCUCUUCGCGCCAUUGAUGCGCUAAUUGAUGUUUCCUUUGGGGAAAGUGCUUCCAAGGUUUCAAAAUUUUCUGCCUACCUGCGGAAUGUAUUUGAACUAAAGCGCGAUCCUGAAAUCUUAGUUCUUGCGAGUACUGUUCUGGGCCAUCUUGCGAGAGCUGGGGGGGCAAUGACCGCUGAUGAAGUGGAGCGUCAGAUUAAAAAUGCAUUGGAGUGGCUUCGCGGGGAGAGAGUUGAGUUUCGCCGUUUUGCGGCUGUACUUAUCCUCAAAGAAAUGGCUGAAAAUGCAUCCACGGUUUUCAAUGUUCACGUACCCGAGUUUGUGGACGCCAUAUGGGCAGCAUUAAGGGAUCCCACUUUGGCUGUCCGUGAAAAGGCUGUGGAAGCUUUGCGGGCUUGCUUACGUGUUAUUGAGAAGCGUGAGACACGGUGGAGAGUGCAGUGGUACUACCGAAUGUGUGAAGCAGCGCAAGUUGGACUUGGUAAGAAUGCUUCAGUUCAUAGCAUUCAUGGCUCGCUGCUUGCUGUGGGAGAACUUUUGAGGAACACAGGCGAGUUUAUGAUGUCCAGGUACAGAGAGGUGGCAGAUAUUGUUCUUAAAUACCUUGAGCACCGUGAUAGACUUGUCCGUCUCAGUAUAACAUCAUUGCUUCCCCGUAUUGCUCACUUCUUGCGUGACCGAUUUGUGACGAACUAUUUGAAGAUAUGCAUGGAUCAUAUACUGGCAGUUUUACGUACACCAGCUGAACGUGCCAGUGGGUUUAUUGCUCUUGGAGAGAUGGCGGGAGCACUGGAUGGCGAACUCAUCCCCUAUUUGCCAACAAUUACUCCUCACUUGCGUGAUGCUAUUGCUCCUCGUAGGGGAAGGCCAUCAGUUGAGGCCAUUGCUUGUGUAGGAAGUUUCGCAAAUGCCAUGGGUCCUGCUAUGGAACCUCAUGUCCGUAGCCUUCUAGAUUCAAUGUUUGCUGCUGGUCUUUCGGAUGCCCUUGUACAGGCUCUUGAGCAGAUAACAUUAAGCAUCCCAUCAUUACUAACAACAGUACAAGAUCGUUUGCUGGACUCUAUUUCACUGGCACUUUCAAAAGCUUAUCCACUAGCAAAGACAGGUGUUUCUGCUGUUCGAGCAAGUACGCUGAAUAACACCCAACAGCUUUCAGAUAUUAGUGGACCAGCCCUUGUGCAGCUUGCUUUGCGAACCCUAGCUCGAUUUAAUUUUAAGGGCCAUGAGCUUCUGGAGUUUGCUAGAGAAUGUGUUGUUGUUUAUUUGGAGGAUGAGGAUGGUAAUACAAGGAAAGAAGCUGCAAUAUGCUGUUGCAGAUUAGUUGCGAACUCCUUUUCUGCAGUUCCUUGUCCACCAUUCACUUCAAGUAGAUCAAGUCGGAUUGGUGGAGCAAAAAGACGUCGCCUUAUAGAAGAGAUAGUACAAAAACUUCUUAUUGCUGCAGUUGCAGAUGCUCAUGUGGGUGUCCGGAAGUCAAUAUUUGAGUCUCUUAAUGAGAAUCCUGCUUUCGAUGAAUUCUUGGCACAGGCCGAUAGUUUGACUUCAAUUUUUGUUGCCUUAAAUGAUGAGGACAUUGAUGUCCGAGUAUUAGCAAUAUCGGUUACUGGGAGAUUAUCUGAAAAGAAUCCCGCAUAUGUGCUCCCAGCACUUCGUCGCCAUCUCAUACAACUGCUCACAUAUCUGGAUAGGAGUAUGGAUAGCAAGUGUAGAGAAGAAAGUGCUAGACUAUUGGGCUGCUUGAUACGAAAUUGCGGACGAUUGAUACUUCCAUAUAUUGCCCCAAUUCAUAAGACACUCGUUGCGAGACUAUGUGAUGGCACUGGAGUUAAUGCUAAUAAUGCUGUUGUUACUGGAGUUCUUUCUACUGUGGGGGAACUUGCCAAAGUGGGAGGCUUUGCAAUGAGACGUUAUCUUCCUGAGCUCAUGCCUUUGAUUGUUGAUGCUCUUCUGGAUGGAGCUGCUGCUAAUAAACGGGAAGUUGCGGUGGCAACUCUUGGUCAAGUUGUACAAAGCACAGGCUAUGUUAUUUCUCCAUAUAACGAGUACCCCCUGUUGCUUGGCUUACUCUUGAAACUGUUGAAUGGUGAGUUGGCAUGGUCGACUAGAAGGGAAGUAUUGAAGGUUUUAGGGAUUAUGGGUGCUUUAGACCCCCACAUUCAUAAGCGCAAUCAGCAUAGUUUACCUGGAUCACAUGGAGAGGUCACUAAUGCAGCGAGCGAGGUUGGUCAACAUAUUGUCUCUAUGGAAGAGUUACCUACUGAACUCUGGCCAUCAUUUACAGCGUCAGAGGACUACUAUUCUACGGUUGCUAUUAAUUCUCUCAUGCGAAUUCUUCGAGACCCUUCGCUUUCAAGCUAUCAUCAGAAGGUGGUGGGUUCUCUUUUGUUCAUAUUUAAGUCAAUGGGCCUUGGCUGUGUUCCAUACUUGCCAAAGGUUCUUCCUGAUCUUUUCAAUGCUGUUCGCAUGUGUGAAGAUGGUGGUUUGAAAGAGUUUAUAACUUGGAAGCUCGGGACGUUGGUAUCUAUUGUAAGACAGCACAUACGGAAAUAUUUACCAGAGUUGCUCAGAUUGAUCUCUGAUCUGUGGUCUUCAUCAUUCGGUUUGCCUGCAACAAGCCGACAAGUGCCAGGUUCACCUGUUCUUCACCUUGUGGAACAACUUUGCUUAGCCUUGAACGAUGAAUUCAGAUCAUACCUGCCGGACAUUCUUCCGUGUUGUAUACAAGUUCUUAAUGAUGCUGAACGCUGCAAUGACUAUAGUCAUGUUCAUGAUGUGUUGCAUACUCUUGAAAUAUUUGGUGGAACCCUGGAUGAGCAUAUGCAUUUAAUUAUUCCUGCACUCAUUCGAUUAUUCAAAGUGGAGGCUUCUAUCGAUAUAAGACGUCGUGCAAUUAUUACUCUAACUAGACUUAUCCCGCGGGUGCAGGUCAGCAGUCAUGUUUCUGCUCUUGUGCAUCAUUUGAAAUUAGUCUUGGAUGGGAACAAUGAUGAGCUAAGGAAAGAUGCUGCAGAUGCUCUCUGUUGCCUUGCACAUGCUCUUGGGGAGGACUUCACAAUUUUCUUACCAUCUAUUCACAAACUUCUUGUGAAGCACCAUAUGCGGCAUAAAGGUUUGGAUGAGAUUGAAAGCCGUCUUCGAAACCGUGAGCCACUAAUCUCAGACAACUUACCUGUCCAAAAAUAUGCGCAAGACCCUCCUUCUGAAGUCAUUAGUGAUCCGCUCAAUGAUUUUGAUAGCGAGCCAUAUGAGGAAGGUGAUGAAGCACACAAGCAACUGAGAAGCCAUCAAGUUAAUGAUGUUCGAUUAAGAACUGCUGGUGAGGCUUCUCAGAGGAGUACGAAGGAAGAUUGGGCCGAGUGGAUGAGACACUUUAGUAUUGAACUUCUUAAAGAGUCACCAUCACCUGCUCUGCGGACUUGUGCAAGGUUGGCACAACUGCAGCCUUCUGUGGGGCGUGAAUUGUUUGCUGCUGGCUUUGCCAGCUGCUGGGCAGAAAUGAAUGAAGCAUCCCAAGAGCAAUUAGUCAGGAAUCUGAAGACAGCCUUCUCAUCUCAAAAUAUUCCUCCAGAAAUUCUGGCUACUCUACUAAACUUGGCGGAGUUUAUGGAACAUUAUGAAAAACCUCUUCCAAUAGAUACCCGACUGCUUGGUGCGCUUGCUGAGAAGUGUCGAGCAUUUGCAAAAGCUCUUCACUACAAGGAAAUGGAGUUUGAAGCUGCACGCUCUAAGAAGAUGGGUGCAAAUCCUGUUACUGCGGUGGAGUCCCUUAUUCAUAUAAAUAAUCAGUUACAUCAGCAUGAGGCUGCUGUUGGGAUUUUGACGUACUCACAGCAAAAUCUGGAUGUUCAACUAAAGGAAUCUUGGUAUGAAAAACUGCAGCGAUGGGAUGAAGCACUCAAGGCAUACACAAUAAAAGCUUAUCAAGCAUCUAGUCCACUUCAAAAUUUAGAUGCUACGCUAGGACGAAUGCGGUGCCUUGCCGCCUUAGCUCGUUGGGAAGAGCUUAGUGCUCUAUGCAGAGAGCAAUGGACUGCUGCCGAGCCAGCAGCUCGGUUGGAAAUGGCUCCUAUGGCUGCUAAUGCUGCAUGGAACAUGGGAGAGUGGGACCAGAUGGCUGAAUAUGUUUUACGUUUGGACGAUGGGGAUGAGAGCAAACUCCGUACAUUAGGUAAUACAACUACUAGUGGUGAUGGAAGCAGCAAUGGUGCUUUCUUUAGAGCUGUUCUUUUGGUUCGUCGUGAGAAGUAUGAUGAAGCUCGUGAGUAUGUUGAGAGAGCGAGGAAGUGCUUGGCAACAGAACUCGCAGCAUUAGUUCUGGAGAGUUAUGAGCGUGCUUAUAGCAACAUGGUCCGGGUUCAACAGCUGUCUGAGUUAGAAGAGGUGAUUGAUUACUGUACUCUUCCAGUUGGAAACCCUGUUGCAGAUUCUCGGAGGGAACUAAUCCGUAACAUGUGGAAUGAGCGAAUACAGGGAGCAAAACGAAAUGUUGAGGUUUGGCAAGGCCUCCUUGCAGUAAGAGAGCUGGUUCUUCCCCCAAAUGAAGACAUAGAAACCUGGCUUAAAUUUGCUUCGCUUUGUCUACAAAGUGGCCGCACUAAUCAGGCCAGAUCUACCUUAAUUAAACUCCUACAGCAUGACCCUGAAUCAUCUCCCGAACUUUUAUUAUCCCAUGGACAUCCUCAAGUCGUGCUUGCAUACCUGAAAUACCAGUGGUCUCUUGGGGAUGAACUAAAAAGGAAAGAAGCAUUCUCUAGGUUACAAGAUCUGUCCAUGCAGCUUGCUGCAAAUACAAAUAGCUAUGCAGGAUCACUAAUGAAUUCAUCUAAUUCUUUGAGUGGUGGCGUUCCACUUCUUGCCCGUGUUUAUCUGACACUUGGGACCUGGAAGAGAGCACUAUCACCUGGCUUGGAUGACGACUCCAUACAAGAAAUCCUAAUGUCAUUCAAAAAUGCCACUCAUUGUGCUAAGGAUUGGGGAAAAGCAUGGCAUACUUGGGCUUUGUUUAACACUGCAGUCAUGUCUCACUAUACUAUGAGAGGUCGCUCUGAUAUUGCUGGGAAAUACGUUGUUGCGGCAGUUACUGGUUAUUUCUACUCAAUUGCUUGUGCAUCAACUACCAAAGGAGUUGAUGACAGUUUACAGGAUAUUCUUCGUCUCCUCACAUUGUGGUUCAACCAUGGGGCUACAUCCGAAGUACAAACAGCAUUGCAGAAAGGGUUUUUACAUGUAAAGAUUGAGAUGUGGUUGGUUGUAUUGCCCCAGAUAAUUGCAAGGAUUCAUUCAAACAAUAAAGUUGUAAGAGAAUUGAUACAAUCGUUAUUGGUACGAAUCGGAAGAGGGCAUCCACAGGCUCUUAUGUACCCUCUGCUGGUAGCAUGCAAGUCAAUAAGCGUUUUGCGUAGGCGUGCGGCGCAAGAUGUCGUUGAUAAAAUUCGCCAGCAUAGUGGAGUUCUUGUCGAUCAGGCUCAGCUUGUAUCUAAGGAGUUGAUUAGGGUUGCAAUCUUGUGGCAUGAAAUGUGGCACGAGGCUUUAGAGGAAGCUAGCCGAUUGUAUUUCGGUGAGCAUAAAAUAGAUGGAAUGCUUGCGACGCUUGAACCUUUGCAUGCGAUGCUAGAGGAGGGGCCUGAGACAUUGAAAGAGACUAGUUUCAUUCAGACAUAUGGCCGUGAAUUACUGGAAGCUCGCGAAUGCUGCUUGAAAUAUAGGAGCACUGGAAAGGAUGCAGAGCUAACUCAGGCCUGGGAUUUGUAUUAUCAUGUUUUUAGAAGAAUAGACAAACAGCUGCCUAGUCUCACCACUCUAGACUUACAGACUGUUUCACCAGAGUUGCUCAAAUGUCGUAAUUUGGAGCUUGCUGUACCUGGAACUUAUUGUGCAGAUGCCCCGGUGGUGACCAUUGCAUCUUUUGCACCACAACUUAUUGUAAUCACAUCAAAACAGCGACCUAGAAAAUUAACAAUUCAUGGAAGUGAUGGGAAGGACUAUGCCUUUUUACUGAAAGGGCAUGAGGAUUUGCGGCAAGAUGAACGAGUCAUGCAGCUUUUUGGUUUGGUGAAUACUCUCUUAGAGAAUGCAAGGAAAACUGCAGAAAAGGAUCUCUCCAUCCAGCGCUAUGCGGUCAUUCCUUUGUCUCCUAACAGCGGCUUGAUUGAAUGGGUUCCGAAUUGCGACACCCUUCAUCAUCUAAUCCGGGAAUAUAGAGAUGCUAGAAAGAUGUUCUUAAAUCAAGAGCAUAGACUUAUGCUGGCAUUUGCACCCGACUAUGACCACUUGCCCCUCAUUGCAAAAGUGGAAGUGUUUGAGCAUGCUUUGCUGAAUACUGAGGGAGAUGACCUUGCAAAGGUUCUGUGGCUAAAGAGUCGGACCUCUGAAGUUUGGCUUGAACGUCGGACAAAUUAUACAAGAAGCCUAGCUGUAAUGAGUAUGGUUGGCUAUCUUCUCGGAUUAGGCGACCGCCAUCCUAGUAAUCUUAUGCUGCAUCGUUUUAGUGGAAAAAUAUUGCAUAUUGAUUUUGGAGACUGCUUUGAGGCUUCAAUGAAUCGAGAAAAGUUCCCUGAAAAAGUACCUUUUCGGUUGACAAGAAUGCUUGUGAAAGCUAUGGAAGUUAGCGGUAUUGAAGGAAAUUUCAGAUCAACCUGCGAGAAUGUCAUGCAAGUUCUGCGGACAAAUAAGGACAGUGUCAUGGCCAUGAUGGAGGCCUUUGUGCAUGACCCUCUCAUCAAUUGGCGUCUGUUCAAUUUCAAUGAAGUCCCUCAAAUGCACGUUCACCCAGUUGUCAAUAGUGAUGAAUCUGCACCUAACAGAGAACUCCAGCAACCUCUUCGUGGGGUCCGUGAAAGAGAACUUCUUCAGGCUGUUAAUCAACUUGGUGAUGCUAAUGAGGUUCUGAACGAGCGCGCAAUUGUUGUUAUGGCUCGGAUGAGUAAUAAACUUACUGGCCGUGACUUCUCUUCUGGUUCAUCAAUUGCUGGUUCCGCCAACUCCAUCCAACAUGUGGCUGAUAACGGUAACUUAAUUUCCGGUGAUGCUCGUGAAGCCGAUCAUGGUUUGAGUGUCAAACUUCAAGUACAGAAGCUAAUAUCACAAGCAACUUCGCACGAGAAUUUGUGUCAAAACUACGUCGGGUGGUGUCCGUUUUGGUGACCUGCUGCGAUUUUGUAAAUAAUGUAGAUAGGUUGUAAAUAUCAAUUGCUUUUCCUCCUGUAGAAAUGUUGUAUUGUAGUAAUGCUUGAAAUUAUCCAGUAUAUCUGCAUAGCAGUACCCUAGUGUUAAAGGUGGUGGCGUAACUAUCUCCCACUUGUUUGCGAGAUCACCGGCAUUGCAGCUGGUAUCCUUCUUUCACUGGUAAAACCCUAACCAAAGAUGAUUUUUAAUAGUGGAAACUAUUUCUUGUGGCCAUAUAUUUUCUGAUAAAUAUCAAAAUAACUGCUAGAUGUUAUUCUUUUCA